CAUAUUCCAAAAAUUAAAAUCCAUCCAUCCCUAGUUCAAAGAAUUCUAGCCACACAUGUUUAUGAUUUCAACAGCCAUGAAAAAUAAAUCCCAGCAGAAAAUCAUAGUAAAAGGAAAUCAGAAACAACAAAACCCAAACAAUGGAGAAUUGCUUGUCCGGAAGCAAGGCUGGGCGGUGAAGAAGCAAGGCUGGGCGGUGAGGAAGCAAAUUUCAGGGUCCUCUUUGCAGAUUGGAUUCGCGUCCUCCGAGUAGGCUGGGCGGCGGCUUUUCCUCCAAUGUGCAAAGCAAUCUCGCGCGGCUGUCCUCUUCUUCUCUGGUGAACAACAGAUGUGGGUGGCUGGGAUGUGGGCGGCUGGGUGCUGUUGUGCAGAACAACUCUCUUGCGUCUGUGUGGCUCUCCUCUCUUUCUCGGGGCAUGUUGCAUUGCAAUGUCCUAAUAAGCACACGAUGAUCUUGAGAGAAGAUGGAGAAAUUGAAACCGAGGGUGAAUAUGAUGAUAAAUCUAUGCCAUCAUUAGAAAAUGCUGGUGAUGGUGUGGAAUAUGCUGUUGAUGGAGGACUGUUCAUCAUCAGGCCAACUUUGAAUGUGCAAGCCAAAGAAGAUGAUGAAGUACAACGUGACAAUAUAUUUCACACGAGGUGCCAUGUCAAAAACAAGGUAUGUAGUGUGAUUAUUGAUGGUGGUAGUUGUACUAAUGUAGCUAUCACUGUUUUAGUUGAAAAGCUUAAUUUACCUAUGACGAAGCAUCCAAGGCCAUAUAAGUUGCAAUGGUUAAACGAUUGUGGAGAAAUCAAGCUAAACAAGCAAGUUCUAGUUUCAUUCUCUAUUGGACAAUAUAAGGAUGAGGACUUCAAGGACGUGUUUCCAGAGGACAUCCCUAAUGGUUUACCACCAAUAAGAGGAAUUGAACAUCAGAUUGACUUCAUUCUAGGUAUUGGCAUUGGCGUUGUUUUGAUGCAAGACCGGUGGCCUAUUGCCUUUUUCAAUGAAAAAUUGACUGGUGCAGCACUUAACUAUCCUACAUAUGACAAAGAGAUGUAUGCAUUGCACCUCAAGGGACAAGGUAAGUUGAAUAGACGGCAUGCUAAGUGGGUGGAAUUCCUUGAGACAUUUUCCUAUGUGAUCAAGUACAAGCAAGGAAAAGAAAACAUUGUGGCUGAUGCACUAUCUCAUAGGUUCUCGAAGGUGGCACACUUCAUUCCAUGUCAUAAAACUGAUGAUGCAACCAAUAUUGUUGAUCUGUUCUUCAAGGAAGUUAUCUUGUGGGGAAAGUUGGGAACUAAGAUAUUGUUUUCAACUACUUGUCAUCCACAAACUGAUGGACAAACAGAAGUGGUUAAUAGGACGUUGUCAACCUUAUUGCAUGCUAUUAUUCAAAAAGACUUGAAGAAUUGGGAAGAAUGUUUGCCGUAUGUUGAGUUUGCUUAUAAUCAAAGCGUUCAUUCAGCAACUAACUAUUCACCAUUUGAAGUUGUGUAUGGUUUUAAUUCACACACCCCUUUGGAUUUAUUGCCAUUACCCAUUGAUGAACGAGCUAGUUUGGAUGGCAAAAAGAAAGCUGAAGUGGUUAAGCAACUACAUGAGAAGGUGCGACAAAACAUAGAGCAACAAACUGAGCAAUAUGCAAAUCAAUCCAACAAAGGGCGCAAGAAAGUUGUGUUUGAACCUAGAGAUUGGGUUUGGGUGCAUAUGUGGAAAAAGCGAUUCCCUGCACAAAGGCGCUCUAAAAUGCAACCAAGAGGCGAUGGAUCAUUUCAAGUGAUUGCAAGUAUAAACGACAAUGCAUACAAGUUGGAGCUUUCUGGUGAGUAUAAUGUUAGUGUUAGUUUUAAUGUUUCUGAUCUUUCUCCUUUUGAUUUAGGUGACGAUUUAAGGACAAAUCCUUUUGAGGAGAGAGGGAAUGAUGGGAAUCAAAAUAACCCCAGAUGUACCAUGUCAAGAGAUCCAUUACACAUUCUAGGAGGUCCAGUCACGAGAGCUAGAGCUAGGAAGAUGUGAGAAGCUUUAAAUGGCCUUAUUGAGCAGAUCUGGGUCGAUAACAACAUGCAACAAGUAAAUCAAACCUUGGAUGAUUA
Rubroshorea leprosula is the source of this 2076-nucleotide messenger RNA. Lineage: Eukaryota; Viridiplantae; Streptophyta; Magnoliopsida; Malvales; Dipterocarpaceae. The record is from the annotation of a GenBank genome assembly.